This is a messenger RNA of Drosophila ananassae, 1051 nucleotides long. RefSeq lists its product as uncharacterized. Gene Ontology annotation, molecular function: protein binding. NCBI's taxonomy places the organism in Eukaryota, Metazoa, Arthropoda, Insecta, Diptera, Drosophilidae. The coding region runs from base 1 to 972 and encodes 323 amino acids. The record is from RefSeq and is a predicted model, not a curated record. The transcript has 2 exons.
AUGUCAGAUACGUGGGACGAGGAUGAAGCCGAGCGCGGCAGUCCGGACAGACCAAGACAAAAUUUGCAGGCAGAGGAGAAAACUAGUCCCAACAAUGGGCAGGAGAGUAAAAGGAGCAGUACAGGAAGUACAGGUCUAAAGAUAGCAUCCCAGGGAGUCCCCUCAAAGCGGGCUACUCUCGACGAAUCGUUCAAUAGAAGCUCCGACUCCUUCAAUCAGUGGAGCUCGGACGCAUCGGCUCGUCCGAACAGCAAAGAUCGAAGACUGGAAUACUUUCGCAAAGGCACCAAUACCGACUGUGAAGUGCAUGUUCUGAGCACCUGUGUUGAAAACGAAGACAUCGUGGGCAAUGUCUGCUACAAAAAGUUCGCCUGCCACCGAAUCUUCCUGGCCACAGCUUCCGACAAACUGGAGCAGGACGUGUACCGAAACAAGCAGUGGAACGGUGUGCUCCAGAUCAAUGGGGUGUCUCCCGAAAGCGUCGAGAUCUUCCUGGAGUUCAUAUACACAUUCCAGGUGAGCCCAGCGAUGGUCCAACUGGGCCUGGUCGGCGACAUCUUCAUUCUCUCCUGCGCCUACAACAUUCCGGAGCUGCUGCGCACCUAUUCGAGUCGGCUAAAGGACACCGAGUGGCCGAUCGACGGCAUUUUUCCCACCUUCGAUCUAGCAUUCCGCCACAACAUCAUUGACUUGGAGCAUGUAUGCAUGGGGAAAAUCAUUGAGCAUGCGGAUGAACUGACCAAGGAGCCCGGCUUGAUGAAACUUCAGGUUUAUGCAUUGAAUUUCGUGAUCCAGCACUGGAUAUUGACCGACGUUGUGGCCCAAAGGGAUCUUGUGCAUCUGCUUCAGGAGUACCAGGAGAUGAACGAAAUUACUUUUUCCAACAGCCAGAAGUUCCCGCACUUUACCAAGAUCAUCAAAUACUUCCCCAAUGUGCUCUUGGAUUCCGAGGGGUACAUUAAAAAGUUUUAAAACACAAGCAGUGCACCAGAUGUUCAUCUAUCUCAAUGGUUUUUUAUUUAUCCCAAUAAAUAACUCCUUAAGCUCGGCA